Polychytrium aggregatum is the source of this 1379-nucleotide messenger RNA. RefSeq lists its product as uncharacterized. NCBI's taxonomy places the organism in Eukaryota, Fungi, Chytridiomycota, Chytridiomycetes, Polychytriales. Gene Ontology annotation, cellular component: mating projection tip; medial cortex; actin cortical patch. Gene Ontology annotation, biological process: endocytosis; plasma membrane tubulation; actin cortical patch localization. Gene Ontology annotation, molecular function: lipid binding; protein binding. The coding region runs from base 55 to 1347 and encodes 430 amino acids. The transcript has 2 exons. The record is from RefSeq and is a predicted model, not a curated record.
CAGCCAUCAUCGGCCUUUGCGCUUCCGCUCUCGCUUGCGUAUGUACCCGUCGCCAUGAGUCUGAAGGGCAUACAGAAGGCGUUCGCACGCCUGCCGCAGAUGAUCAGCUCCCAGAUGGGCCACUCCGAGGCCACGCAGGACGCCGAGUAUCACGAGCUCGAAGAGCGCUUCAAGCAGCUCGACGCGCUGAUCCGCAAGAUCAACGACGAUACCCGCAAGUUCAAGGACUCGCUCACCUCCGCGCUGGGCUUCGAGGAGAAUGUAGCAAAGACCAUGGUAGAGCUCUACGAGCCCAUCACAGGACGUCGCUCGUCGGCCACCGAGCACGAAGCCGCCCAGUCUGUCGGCGACAGCAAAUCCGGCCUGAUCGCGCAUUCCCCUGAAUCCGCCGAGUCUCUCCAGCGGGUGCAGGACCUGGCUGCUGCCCUGGCCCAGGUGCGACAGGAGAUCACACCCGAGCUCGAUCGACUGGAGCGGCUCAUCAUCGGCCCUGCAGCUGACUACGUCCAGAUGUUUGACGAGGUGAAAAAGUUCAUGAAGAAGCGGGACCACAAGAUGCUCGAUUACGACCGCCAUCGCGACGCCGUCAAGCGCCUGACGGCCUCGGAGCGGGAUGUGAGCGCCGAGAAGAAGCUGGCCCGGGCCGAAGCCGACCUGGAGGAGGCCACCAGGCUCUACAACAACCUCCACACCACGCUUAUGCAGGAGCUGCCGCACUUUUUCGCGCUGGCCAUCCACUUUAUCAACCCUUCCUUCAAGGCGCUCUACUGGUGCCAGUACAGGUACUACCACAUUGUCACGAGCGCCUUCGAGGGACUGAAUGUUCCCCACCAUCUCAAGAGCUCGCUGACCGUCCUGGAGGCUUUUGAGCCGAUGGAGCAGCAGCAGAUCGAGCUGCUGGGCACCCUCAGUAUCCCACGUCUGCGCAAGGUCAAGAGCGCAACCUCCGCUGAGCUUGUACCGCCCGCAUCCGCCGCCGCUGGAGCCGCAGGGGAUGCCCGCGCGCCCUCGACAGCCUCGGCGGGAUUGGCGAGAUAUGCCACGGCCCCGAAAUCGACGUUCCCGGGCUCGCCCUCCGAAUCCAACCCAUGGAGCCAGCCGAACAGCGGCCACUACACGGCCUCUCCUUCCGCCGCCGUUCCGCCGCCUCGUCCUCCCCGCGGGCCUGCGGCGAAUUAUGUGACUGCCCUGUAUGACUACCAGGCCCAGGCAAACGGCGACCUGUCUUUCAGCAAAGGCGACCGCAUCGAGCUGAUUGAGCGGACCGAGUUUGCCAACGACUGGUGGAAAGGACGCCUGAACGGCAACACGGGAGUGUUCCCCGGCAACUACGUCCAGGAGUUGUAAAGCGCUUUGAAUACACUUGGACCAGCACCAUA